Molecule: messenger RNA, 4472 nt
Organism: Alosa sapidissima (American shad)
Lineage: Eukaryota; Metazoa; Chordata; Actinopteri; Clupeiformes; Clupeidae
Gene: slc16a10
Product: solute carrier family 16 member 10
Exons: 6
Coding region: 283-1779 (498 amino acids)
Biological process (GO): transmembrane transport
Molecular function (GO): monocarboxylic acid transmembrane transporter activity
Source: RefSeq, a predicted model, not a curated record
ACUGCCCUGCUGUCACAGUUGCUUACAUUGCAAUGGGCUUCCUCUAACGUUACUUGUGAAAUUAUUGCAUCAGCACAUUGAAAUGACAGUGUAACGCCCGUUUAGAUUUUAAUAAAAGCUACCGAGUUUAUGUGAAGAGAAGAGAUACAGCGACAGAGAGCGCAAGCAACGCAAGCAACAAAUCGCAGCCUCAAUUUCACUGGUGACAAUUUGAGAAAUCAACGAGGACGGUGACCAGCUGAACGGACUCUUUCCAGCCGCGUAUUUUUAUUCAUUGGAGGCAUGACAGAAGGCAAAAACAUGAUAGAAAACGAAGCUGGCGCAAAUACGAACAUUGUGACUGAUGAAGCUGACGGAAAGACAGAGACGAAACCCCUCAAUGUACCUGCAGAGAUGAAGGAGAACGGGGACAGCAAAGCCAUAACAGAGAAAGGGUCCGAAACCGUUGCCGAGAAAGAGUUUGAGCCGCCGGAGGGUGGAUGGGGAUGGGUUGUCAUGUUGGCGGCUAUGUGGUGCAAUGGAUCAGUAUUCGGCAUCCAGAACGCUUUUGGCAUCUUGUUUGUGUACCUGCUGCAAGAGUUCGGAUCACCGGACGACAAAGACCUUCAAUUCAAAACUUCAUGGGUGGGCUCCCUCUCCAUGGGGAUGAUCUUCUUCUGCUCCCCCAUCGUCAGCGUGGUCACAGACAUGCUGGGCUGCAGGAUAACAGCCAUAGGAGGUGCAGCUGUGGCCUUGGUUGGACUGCUGGCCAGUUCCUUUGUCACGUCCCUGGGGCCCAUGUACUUCACCUACGGCAUCGUGUUCGCCUGCGGCUGCUCGUUCGCCUACCAGCCCAGCCUGGUCAUCCUGGGCCACUACUUCAAGAAGCGCCUGGGCCUGGUCAACGGCAUCGUGACGGCGGGCAGCAGCGUGUUCACCAUCACACUGCCCUUCCUGCUAAAGGUGCUGCUGGAGCGCGUGGGCCUGCACAACACGCUGCGCCUGCUCAGCAUCUUCAUGUUCCUCCUCAUGCUGGCCGGCUUCACCUACAGGCCCCUGCUGCCGCCCACGCCCAGUGGCAAAAAGAGUGGCAUCCAAAAGGUCUUCAACGUCAACAUCUGGAAGUCGCUGGGCUACCGCAUUUGGGCCUUCGGGAUCCCUGCAGCCCUCUAUGGCUACUUUGUGCCUUAUGUUCACCUGAUGAAACACGUGGAGGAGCGAUUUGGGAAGGACGCCAACAAGGAAGUCCUGCUCAUGUGCAUUGGCAUCACGUCCGCUGUGGGUCGUCUCAUUUUCGGCAGGGUGGCUGACUAUGUGCCGGGGGUCAACAAGGUGUACCUGCAGGUGAUGUCGUUCCUGGUGAUUGGCCUGAUGUCCAUGAUGAUCCCGCUCUGCAACGUCUUCGGAGGGCUGAUCGCCGUGUGCCUGCUCAUGGGCCUGUUUGAUGGCUGCUUCAUCUGCAUCAUGGCGCCCAUUGCCUUCGAGCUGGUCGGCCCACAGGAUGUGUCCCAGGCCAUCGGCUUCCUGUUGGGCAUGAUGUCCGUGCCCAUGACCGUAGGGCCACCCAUCGCAGGUUACCUGAGGGACCGGCUGAUGAGCUACGACGUGGCCUUCUACCUGGCAGGUAUCCCCCCCCUCAUCGGCGGGGCCAUGCUGUGCCUCAUCCCCUGGGUGGAGCGCCGGCGUAAGGCCCGCCUGGCCAAGGAGGCCAAGGAGAGUCCGCAGAAGAUGCUGGAGAACAGGAGCAACAGCGGAGGCCAGGGAGAUGUGAGGAGCGCCGAGCCCGAGUCUGUCAUCUAACACACGUCUGUGUUCCGCCAAGAAAUCACACACACGGACACACAAACUGACAUGUAUACAUAUACAUAUACAUACGGACAUACAUACAUACAUAUGUGUAUGUUUGAUUAUGUAUAUGUAUGUAUAUGUAUAGACACGGGGCAUUCUUAAGAGUGAAAGGCUGUAUGGUUUUAUAUAGUGCCAAGCAUGAGUGAUUUGUGUUUACCAGUGUAUGCCUACUCAGUGUAUUUGAGGGAGAAAGAAACGUCUUUAAGCACCAAAACAUAUCAACGAAAAAGCCGAAGUGUGUAUUGUUAAUAUGAAUGUGAUCUUUGUGAGCUAUGCAUAGGACUGUGGUUUUCUAUCAAUCUUCCAGCUGUCAAAUGACCUUGAGGUUGUAAGGUGGAAAUGAGGAAAACUUGAAUUUUUUUACAAGGGAAAAAUACAUUCUUUACCAAGGUGCUUUUUAAAUGUUUAACAAGCGCUUAUCUGACCAUGGAAAUGGCACAUCCUUGGCUGAAAGCAUUGGCCUUUGAGUUGUAUGAGGUGAAUAAUGCUGUAACUGGCACGAGCCUCGCUUUAGUUUCUAUAUUUAAUGAAUUUUACUAUCCCUAAAUGUCAUUUUUAUGAAAUAGUGCAUGCUUAGUUUUUUCAAAAAAAAAAAAAAAAAAAGCUUUGAAUUGACUUAAAAAUGUAGCCAAAGAAAUUGACAAGGUAAAUAUAUAUACUUAAAUAUCUUUGCAAUGUUUUUUCAUAUUAAUAUUCAUGCAAUUUUAUUAUAUUUUGGCGAUGAAGUCUAUUUUAUGAAUAGCCAUUACCUAAGGAAUGAGUGGUAUGUUAUUUUCUUAAGGAACAGGAAUGAAUUAAUGCUGCGAUGGACCUCGCCCAUGUGAAUGUAUCGGUGACUAAGUAAUAUUAGACAGACUGUCACUUCAAAGAAGUGUUUUAUUUUUAGAGAUGGUGUUGGGGGAGAUCUUAGUUCUAAACGUUCUGUAUCACAUUGAAGCACAAUAACUGAUACAUGCAACAUGCCUUGAGAGAUUUCAUCUCCCACCAAAACCUAUAGCAUGUCUCGCACAAAAGCUUCAUUCUGGGCCAAAUGACAGUGUCGUUGCACGUAUUAUGUCUAAGAUGCUGGAGGGUGGGCAACAUGACUUGCUCAGCUUCUGCAUGCCAGUGCUGUCAGUACUUAAUUUCUUUACAGUCGGUUGAUUUCUAGCACACUUUUGUGUUGCGUAACACCAAAUAUUUACAACCAUUUAUAUGUGCUGAUUACCAAAUUGUAUUUACUGACCAUAUGCAACAUCAAUGUUACAUGUUAGUCGUGAUCAUUUCAGGAAGUUAACAAAUGAAAUGUAUUCAGUUAUUGUAUCCAUUUGUUUUCCCAUCUUCCUUCCUUUAUUUAAUUAUUAGAACAGUAGUUUUCAGCAGAUUUAAAACAAAAUAGUAUCUAAAAUGCUGUUGCCAUCAUAUACUAUUAUUCAGUAUAUAGCCAUAUAGACAGACAGACAAUGGAUCAAGUUCAACAGAUCCUUGCAGCCACUCUUCCUAAUCAACCAUUAGUACACCCCUCAGCAUCUCAGCACCAAGAUUUGCUUUGCAAAUGACAAACAUACAAUAAAAUGUUUGCAUUGCCUGUACACAUUAGAACUAUUUAUGUUUGUUUUAUGCAUAUGCAAAACACAUGCCAAUUAUUUUGUCAUAAUCUUGUUUGCUAAAGUAGCUUCUACCCUUGAAUGAUUCUUUAUAUACAGUGCAUAAUGUAGAGGAAAGUAAUAGUUUGCUUGUCAUACAACAUAUAUAUAUAUUUAUCAAAAGUACAUGAAGGAAACUUAUUCCAGAAAAUUAUAACUGAUAUUAAUAACAUAUCACCAUGAUUGAUUUCCACUCAACUUAUUGAGGUAAUAUAACUCAUCCUGCUGGGGUGAUAGUAAUUUACAAAUAAUUUAGUUCCAAAAGAACUAUUGACAAAUUCAGAUACUGGUUUGAUAUUAAUUCAGGACAGAUUUGUAAUACAGUCUACCUCAAUUGAUGUGAUUUUUUUUCUUACUUCAUAAGGGAUCUGUUAUGACACACCUGGUGCAAGCAUUCAUUGAUGCGCUUGGUUUGAUUGGUUGACCACUGAAGGUGUGUUCAUACAGCUAUCCUUUUCAUUAAAACUAACACGUUGACGUUUGUUAAAGGACAUCCUCUUAUUGUUUUUUCUUUUUCAGCAGCUUUAAUAUUGGUUUGUUGUAUUCCAUACACGAUGCAAGUGUUGGCAAACUGCAAAGUACAAACGUUUGUAAAAAAGUAAUGUCUCUACCCUGGCCCUUGUGUUUGAUUUAAUGUCCCACUGAACUAUUUCAGUAUUUGACAUCAAUGUUAUGUUCAGAAUGUGAAUUAUUGAGUCAUAUACUUUUGUUUAGCCAGUGGAGAAACAGAAAUGAAUUGAUCUUGGUGUUCUCUGUUGUUUUUUUUUGUUGUGAUUCAAAUCAAACUGCGCAUUCUCUUCCUCCACACAUUUUCAGCUGCUUUUGAAAGUAUUAGAAAUGUAUUUUGAAUAUGUAUGCAAUAUAUAAAUCUACACCACAAAGUACCUUAUCCAUUUAAUUAUAGUAUUUAGUUUUAAGGUUUUUACUGAAAUAUUUUUGGAUGACAGCCUGUAUAUGUAUGAAUUCAUGAGUCAAGCCCCAAAAUGAUCACCCAGAAUAAAAUGACUUGAGUACCUUGAA